Paramacrobiotus metropolitanus is the source of this 1272-nucleotide messenger RNA. Its product is annotated as glycine N-acyltransferase-like. NCBI's taxonomy places the organism in Eukaryota, Metazoa, Tardigrada, Eutardigrada, Parachela, Macrobiotidae. Gene Ontology annotation, molecular function: glycine N-acyltransferase activity. The transcript is spliced from 5 exons. Bases 160 to 1059 code for a protein of 299 amino acids. Gene Ontology annotation, cellular component: mitochondrion. The record is from RefSeq and is a predicted model, not a curated record.
UGCCUGGGUUUUAGACUGUAGAGGGACAACGAUAUAUGGAGGAGCUUCCGGCUUAAAAUUUUACAUCACGAUGAUAUAACAGAUCCCUAACUGCCGACUGCAGCAGUAAUUUUUUUACUUAUUCCUAGACGCUACGCAUCCUAACUCUAAAAUUACAAAAUGCGCAUUCUUAGAGAUAAAUCAGAAUUAGCGACCAUUUUACCACGUUUGGAGUCGAACUUUCCCAGAUCAUUACCGGUUUACCACAUGGUACAACAUGCUUUUACGGAAACGUACGCUUGGCCAGGGAUGGAAAUCGUCGUGGAUCAGUAUCCUGAUUUCGCCGUUUGUAUUGUCCGUCCACAAAAGAAUGACAAGAAUUUCGUUCCAAUGAUGAAUGGAUAUCAAGUCUUUUUAUACUCUGAAAACGACGAGAUUUUGCGCCGUAUGCUAUUCCAUGAAGAUGUCAUCGACUGGACACAGUUUAACAUCAUGUUUGCAGACAUAACGGAGCCCGAGCAUUUACAAAUUUUUAACGAAGGACGAAGAAUAAUCGGCGGCACGUUCGAAGACUACGACGACACGGAAGGCUACCCAACCGGAGAGCGCUGUUAUUACUUUGACCUGGAUAAGAUGCAUCUCGAUUACGCAGUUCCUGACGGUUUUCGCGAGGGUAUUCUUCUCCCAGAUCACGCCGAACAGAUGUCCAUUGAGCGCAAUUACGGAGUGCGGAACAACAACGAGCAGUUUUUUAACCACAUGUUAUCCCACAAUUUUCCCAGCUUUGCACUAUUUCCCCACGAUUCCAACCUACCGGCAGCGUACUGUCUGUACAAGUGCGAAGGAACUCUGGGCGCAGCUUAUGUUCAUCAUGAAUAUCGCGGGAGAGGUCUGUAUAAGGUCAUCUUGCGAGGGAUCUUGCGGGAACUCCGAGAUUUGGGGGAGAAGCAUGUGUGGGCGGAAACGCCGACAUCCAAUCUGGUUUCACAGAAAGGCCUGAAAGGGGUCGGAGGAAACGAGUUUUCGGAGAAUUAUAUAGUGCACUGGAUUAACGUCUGGCCAGGUGGAAAACCAACUUAACCUCCUAUAGUACAACAUGCAUGUAUCGCACCUCAACAUUAGUUCCUUGCAACGCGGUACAUACUCGCGCGUACUAUAAUUUACUUUACUGAUAAGAUUGUUGUAAUUAAAACAUUUUCCGGGUCCUGGUUUUUAUCCUGGAUAUACCUAGUCUAAAUCAAACUACGCGCAUAUGUCAUAUAAAAAUUUCCAUAGGGCACUGUCUACAAAUAA